GCGUGCGCUCGUGCCUUCGAGCUUGGACCGUGCUGCACCCGUGGCCCGCGCCAGAGCGUUCUGAGAACGUCGACGGGGCUGCGAGUACCUGGGCCAGCUGCUGACGUAGCCUCCGUGAAGAAGGUCGAGUGCGUCGUCCAGCGGGGCGUAGCGGCCUUUUGCACGCGGCUUGCGCCUGCGGCUCCAAAUCUUCGAGGCGGCCGCGCAUCCGGACAGAAGCAAUGUCGAACGCUAACGUCGCCCGCCAACCUUCCCAAGUAAGCGUGACGGGAUCCGGCAGCUCGAACUCGCGCAUAGAAGUGAGCACGGUGCAAGUGAACGAGGACGAGCAGGGCGGUAACCUGACCAUCUACGGCGGAGGCCAAUUCAACAUCCGGACCACCAUCUCGAAAGAAGGCACGAACUACCAGAUCGCGGACCAGACUGGCCAGGUGAAGAACAUCAAUUUGCCGAGCUCACGCCCACCGUCAGGCUUGCAAGGCAAGUACGAGAAGCGAGUGAUCAUCGAGAACGGCGUUGAGACCGUCGAGGAGUACCAGAACGGCCGGCUGGUGAGCCGCACCGUCAACGGUGUCGCACAGCCAGUCUCCUGAAGACCGGAAAGUGAUGUAACUCGCAGCCCCUGGAAGACGGACGUGCACAACUGCAUUCUCGAAUGCUCUUUGCAAAUAAAUUAGGCCGU
Molecule: messenger RNA, 682 nt
Organism: Dermacentor silvarum
Lineage: Eukaryota; Metazoa; Arthropoda; Arachnida; Ixodida; Ixodidae
Exons: 3
Coding region: 222-593 (123 amino acids)
Source: RefSeq, a predicted model, not a curated record